This is a messenger RNA of Microtus oregoni (creeping vole), 1339 nucleotides long. It is a transcript of the gene Tmem97, whose product is annotated as transmembrane protein 97. NCBI's taxonomy places the organism in Eukaryota, Metazoa, Chordata, Mammalia, Rodentia, Cricetidae. The record is from RefSeq and is a predicted model, not a curated record. Gene Ontology annotation, cellular component: endoplasmic reticulum. The transcript has 3 exons. Bases 105 to 635 code for a protein of 176 amino acids.
UCGGGGGCGGUCAGCGCGGCCCACAGCGCGGGCGCCAGGUUUCUUCCCACGUCGCGGGCUCCCGGUGCAGGCUUGUCAGCUGCGUCUUAACCGACAGGACGAACAUGGGGGCCGUGGCCGCCAGGCGCUGCGUCGAGUGGCUGCUGGGCCUCUACUUUCUCUCGCACAUCCCCAUCACGCUGUUCAUCGACCUGCAGGCGGUGCUCCCGGCCGAACUGUACCCGCAGGAGUUCACCAACCUGUUGCGGUGGUACUCUAAGGAGUUCAAAGACCCUCUGAUGCAAGACCCUCCAGUGUGGUUCAAGUCCUUCGUGUUUUGUGAGCUUGUGUUCCAGCUGCCUUUCUUCCCCAUUGCAGCAUAUGCCUUCUUCAAAGGAAGCUGCCGGUGGAUCCGAAUCCCUGCCAUCAUCUAUGCAGUUCAUACCAUAACGACAUUAAUUCCAAUCCUCUAUACACUUCUACUUGAGGAUUUCUCCAAAGCUGUUGCUUUCAAAGGAGUAAGACCUGAGAAUUUCCGUGAACGACUGACCCUCAUAGGUGUCUAUGUCCCCUACUUAAUAAUCCCCAUUAUACUCCUCCUGUUCAUGUUGCGGAACCCUUACUACAAGAACGAGGAGAAAAGAAAGAAAAAAUAACAGACACUAGCCUGGUGGUGGAGAUCCCACAGCACAGUUGCCUUCUGGACAAUACAAGAAAAACUGCUCUGAAACCCAUGUUUCAGCAGCAUUUGAAACACAAGCAGCAGUGUACACAAGAACAAGAUAGUGGUGAGAACCAUGUCAGGCCCUCACCUCCCAAGAGCUGAGCAGGCCAUCAGCAGGGGGAGGGACCAGCAAAAUGGUGCCAAAGUUCUGCCACAUCAUUGCUAAACAACAGGCAAACAAGCCAGUUAGCACACACCUGACUAGAUCCUAACUACCUCUAUAGCUGAUCACUUGUCAACCAGUGAGCACUGGGUGUUUAGGCCACCUUAAUGUCACAAAUUUUGUCUCUUUAACAUCCAUGAAAAACUACCUGUUUUUUUUGGGGGGGUUUUUUUUGCCUGUACCUCCGCCUCAUGAGUCUAAGCCAGAAAUGGUUUACAGUGGAAGGUAGCCCCGUCUUCAAGUUAUCCUGCUAGUCGUUGUACUUCCCAGCUCUGGUGGCUCAGUGCCACCAGGCUCCCUGGUAGAUAUCUUUGUCCUUCCCAUCUUGUCCAGACUGGGAUGUGUCUGCUGUUCCACUGGCUCUCCUCGGAGAAAUGAAAGAUUGGUGGGUGCUAGCAAGUGCUCUUUUACCAUAUUGUUGUGGUUAUUACUGUCUGACUUGUGUGUCUGGUCCAAAUAAAGAUAGCUGCUGA